GGUUAUGAGGACUGGCUGAGACACAAAGCAGACAACUCUGUCAACCAGUGUCCUGUCCACGUGGUGCAGCACGGGAAAGUGGUCCGCAAACAAAGUCGCAACAUCAGGGUUGGAGACGUCGUCUUGGUGAAGGACAAUGAGACUUUUCCCUGCGACCUCAUCCUUCUGUCCACGUCUCGAGAUGAUGGGACCUGCUACGUUACUACAGCCAGUCUGGAUGGAGAGAGCAGCCACAAGACCUACUAUGCAGUUCAGGACACUAAAGCUCACAGCACAGAGGAGGAGGUUGACUCCAUCCACGCUACUAUAGAAUGUGAACAACCACAGCCGGACCUGUACAAAUUUGUGGGCCGUAUCAACAUCUACAUGGACAACGAGGCGGUGGCUAGACCGUUGGGAUCGGAGAACCUGCUGCUCCGAGGAGCCACACUCAAGAACACAGAGUUCGUCUAUGCGGUUGCCAUCUACACUGGCAUGGAAACCAAGAUGGCCCUCAACUACCAGUCCAAGUCUCAGAAACGGUCUGCAGUGGAAAAGUCAAUGAAUUCGUACCUGGUGGUCUACCUGUGCAUCCUCAUCAGCAAGGCCCUCAUCAACACGGCGCUGAAAUACGUGUGGCAGGCGGACCCCAACAGAGACGAGCCCUGGUACAACGAUAGGACAGAAACAGAGAGGCAGAGACACAUUGUGAUCAGGGCGUUCACAGACUUCUUGGCCUUCAUGGUUCUUUUCAACUACAUCAUUCCUGUCUCCAUGUACGUCACCGUGGAGAUGCAGAAGUUCCUCGGCUCUUAUUUCAUCAUGUGGGAUGAUGAGAUUUUUGACGAGGAGCUGGGAGAGAGAGCCGUGGUCAACACGUCAGACCUGAACGAGGAGCUGGGACAGGUGGAGUAUGUGUUUACAGACAAGACGGGGACUCUGACAGAGAAUAACAUGGAGUUCAUAGAGUGCUGUGUGGACGGACACGUUUAUGUGCCUCAUGCUAUCUGUAACGGACAGGUGAUGCCUGGUGCAGCCGGUAUGGACAUGAUCGACACUUCACCGGGUCCCGAGGCCAGGGCGCACGAGGAGCUGUUUUUCCGGGCGCUGUGUUUGUGCCACACGGUGCAGGUGAAGGAGGAGGAGACGGUCGAUGGGAUCAAGCAUGGCAUCCACCAGGGCAAGUCCACUUCCUUCUACAUCUCCUCAUCUCCAGACGAGGUGGCACUGGUGGAAGGCAUGAAGAGGCUCGGUUUCACCUAUCUGAGACUCAAGGACAGUCACAUGGAGAUCUUGAAUAGAGAGGAUGAGAUUGAGAGUGGUAAUGAGAGGUCACUGUGCACCAUGAGGGCCCUGGGAGCCAGCAGCCCCAGCCAGACAGCCACACAGCAACCGUCAUAUAACUAUUUCCUCCAAAAUAAACAGGCCUUGAAGAGAGGAACAGGUCAUUUCAGCCCUUUCUCUUAA
Morone saxatilis (striped sea-bass) is the source of this 1446-nucleotide messenger RNA. Its product is annotated as probable phospholipid-transporting ATPase IH. The record is from RefSeq and is a predicted model, not a curated record. Gene Ontology annotation, molecular function: ATP hydrolysis activity; ATPase-coupled intramembrane lipid carrier activity; ATP binding. Lineage: Eukaryota; Metazoa; Chordata; Actinopteri; Moronidae. Gene Ontology annotation, biological process: phospholipid translocation. Gene Ontology annotation, cellular component: endoplasmic reticulum; plasma membrane; trans-Golgi network.